Molecule: messenger RNA, 738 nt
Organism: Diaporthe citri
Lineage: Eukaryota; Fungi; Ascomycota; Sordariomycetes; Diaporthales; Diaporthaceae
Exons: 1
Coding region: 1-738 (245 amino acids)
Source: RefSeq, a predicted model, not a curated record
AUGCGCUUCUACCUGACCACGGUUGCCGCCCUUGCGGCUGGUGCGCUCGCCUCGCCUUUCGGCCCCCUCGCACCGUCAACCUUCGGACCCAUGGCCCCUACAGGCACCAAGGAUCGCCGGGUAGACACUUGGGGCGGAUCGGUAUCAUUGGGCCCCACGAAGAGCACAAUCACCAAGGCAGUGACGACAAUCGUGCCUGGUACCGCACCCUCGACCCAAAACGGCGAGCUGUUCCUUUGGCCCGGUAUGUCGAACGGCACAGGCGACCUCGUCCAGACAACACUCGAGUCCUGGCCGGAUAAUUCAUGGUGCGGGGCCUCAAAGGGGCAAUGGUGCGUGCGUGCGUCGGUCUUUGGCUCGUUCGGCCAGCUCGAUGGGCCGGCGUCCGCCGUCUCGGGCACCGACAAGGUCAAGAUCGUCUAUGAGCUCCAGAGCGAUGGCCAGACGUGGAAGCAGACUGUGACCAACGCCGAUACCGGGGCGGCCCUGAGUACUUAUAGUCACGCGUCCGGUCCUUAUAUGAGGGGGUAUGGCACAGGCACGGAGUGUGACGGGGGUUGCUCUGGCACUACUGCGGCGCAGAAGUACCUCAACACUGUUAUCACGCUGGCCGGCGCGGACACCACCUUCGGCAAUACUAUCGCUACUGCUGCGGGAGGGACGUAUAAGGGUUUGACGUCGAGCAACGGAGGACAGGUCUGGACUAUUGCUGAGAUCGAUAUUCCGGCCAUGGUCUAA